AAUCGCAUAUGAUAUGUAUCAAAAAUUAACAUUAAAUAAGUUUUUUAUCUUCUGUGAUAACAUCUGUUCACGAUAAUUGUAACAUAAUUAUAUGUAAUAAUAUCAAUAAGUUUUUCCUAAUUAUACAUAUACAUAUUUUCUUGGAUCUUUAAAAUAAGAAAAAAUGUUAUUUUAUAAGUUUGUUGUCUUUAAUAUUCUGUUGUUUUUGAUUGGAGCAAGAACUGGUUUUGAUCUUUUAUUAAAAUAAGUAAAUAGACUAUUACAAAUCAACCAUUUCUUUAUGUUAGAAUGAAAAUCAUUAAUAUAUCAUUGAUAAUGAAUAAAUCAAUUUUCUCUAAGUAUCUUAAUAAUCGGAACAAAAAAUAGUUCAGUAUUAUUUUAACCAAGAGAUCAAAAGCAUAUUUUUUCAAGUAAUAUUAUGAAUCAUCAUUUUAACAAACGAGCAAAUAAUAUUCCAAUAUUUUAACAAAAAAUUAAAAUUAUUUUUUACAUUUAAUUUCAAAUUAAUUAAAUCAGGUAUGCGUGAUCCAUGCAUAUUUUAUCUAAUAUACACCUCAAAUUCAUACACGUCUAAUUGUUCCAUUUUGUUAUAAUUCGCAUAAGUUAUAGUAAGUAAACCAGGGUAGCGUGUCAAUGUUGUUGCCGAAUAAUUAUACUGUAUCAUUCCAUGCGUACAGAUCUUUAAUUGGGCAACAGUAAUUCGUUUAAAAAUAACCAUACAGUUGAUCAAUAAAUUCUAAACAAUUAACUCUUCUUACAUAUGUUCAAGGUUUCAUGAAGUGACACAAAAUCAGCAAACCGAACGAAGCGACGAAAUUUUGCAUAUGCCAAGUAAUUAAUUAGUUCACCAAGCAAUUAAGACACGUUUUGUAAUAUAAAUUUUAUUUCAACCGAGAUAUGUAUUUUAUAAUAUUAAUUUUAUUUUAUUAUAAACACUUUUUAUCACAUUAAUAUCACAAUUUUAAUUAAACUCAAAAUCUCUCGAUUCCGACAAUUAUUAGCGUCCUCAUUCCCCAGCCAAAGAUGUCAUCUUUGUUUUUCAAUGUCAAUAAAUAUGUCCAUUAAAUGGCGCGAGGACAAACGUUGAGGCGCGCAGUUAAUUGCGGGAUAAUCACCGGCGCACGGUUUGACAAGAGAUGAGAGAGAAAAAGAGAGAGAGAAAGAGAGAGGUCGUCGCAGCGCUAAUGAUUGUCGCCGAUUGCGUGCCAAAUUGUCCCCUCCUCGCAAUGGCAGGGGCGCGCACCUUCAAAGAGACGAACGGGGUGCGGAAGAUGUUGCUAAAAUAAAAGCGAAACAAGGCAAGGUUCACGGGGAGUGGUGGCGAGGCGAGACCGCGACGUGCAGAAGGGUCGGAACAUUUUUUUCGCAGUACGCGCGAGUGUGAAAUCAAGAGCAGGUAAUUAUUUAUAGGCUCAGUAACAAAGUGAAUAUAUAAGACUACAAUGUCUUGGAUGGAGGAGGAAGCUGCACCAUGGGACAGUGAGGAGCCCGCACCGGAAGCGAGCGCCGAGGGUGCGGAAGGUGCUCCCGCACAACCAGCUGCCACUGAGAGACCAGUCCUGAAAUUGGAAAAGUUAGAGCCACCUCAUUACAACCAUCACUGGGUUCGACCACUGUUCCUCAAUUACGCGUAUCUUUACGAUUAUAGAAAGAACUAUUACGACGAUGUGAUCGAUUAUCUCGAUUCGAGGCAGAAGGGCAUAUUUCGCGAACCGCCCAGGGCUCAGGAAUGGGCAGAAAGAACUAUGAGGACUUACGAUCAGAAGAAUGUGGAUAAAAGUUUCAAACGAUCGGCCGACAUGAAAUACAUCACUAAUAUGAGGCUCACAUCCAGAUAUUACAGCUAUCAUACUCGUGCCUACUACAGUAUGAAGUACCAGAAGAUCUUCUGAAUUCGUCAGUCAAGGUCAGAACCGUUAAAAGACAAACGUCAAAGACAAAUGAAAUUUCAUAUAUCCGCUCACAUAUACAGUAUACAGUCUCUUAUGUAUAGGAUCUUUAUUAAUAUUUAUUCUUUCAAGGUCUUUUUAAUCUAAUCAUCUUUAUUGUGUUAUCUUUUUGCCAUUCGACAAUUUUUAUUAGAUAUUUUUAUAAGCUAAUAAAUAGCAUGUAAUUAUGAUUGACGAUACUGACAAAAUUAAUAUUACAUUACAUUCUGCCUAUUGCAGCUAAAAUAACAUAUUAUAUAUUUGUACAUUUAUUUGACACGUGUAUCGUUAGAAAUUGGCAUUGUAAAAUAUAUCUUUAUUUAUAAACAUCAAAAA
Monomorium pharaonis (pharaoh ant) is the source of this 2264-nucleotide messenger RNA. RefSeq names its product flightin (gene fln). NCBI's taxonomy places the organism in Eukaryota, Metazoa, Arthropoda, Insecta, Hymenoptera, Formicidae. The transcript is spliced from 3 exons. The record is from RefSeq and is a predicted model, not a curated record. Bases 1443 to 1892 code for a protein of 149 amino acids.